Molecule: messenger RNA, 1164 nt
Organism: Prosopis cineraria
Lineage: Eukaryota; Viridiplantae; Streptophyta; Magnoliopsida; Fabales; Fabaceae
Exons: 3
Coding region: 170-805 (211 amino acids)
Molecular function (GO): protein-disulfide reductase activity
Source: RefSeq, a predicted model, not a curated record
CUCAAACCAAGUUCGCUUCCUUGUCCAAAAAGGAAGCAACACAAAUCAUGUUUCGAGUCACAGAGAACGUCGCGAUACUUCGUCUUCUUUGCCAACGCAUAAAUUCUUUCCUCGCCUUCUUCUGGCUAACGCUCUUCGGUCUUCAUUACAGUAACAGCCUAAGAGGAAUAUGCUUCGCAGAGGAUUUCCGAACUUCUCCAACACCGCAACGACGCCCACAUUUUCUUCAUUCCGUCGCUUGCUUUCUUCAUUGCAUUCUUCGUCUAAGACCGUCGCUCCUUUCUCUGCUCCGGCGGUGGAUGAUUCUGAUGACCAUGAACCUCCUAAUACCCCUCGCUCUUCGGUUGUUCUUUCCCAGCAAGUCAUGCCUAGCUUGCUUAUUCCGCGAGUUGUGGUUUAUGACGGCGUCUGUCAUCUCUGCCACCGAUGUGUGAAAUGGGUGAUCAAUGCAGACAAGGACAAAAAGAUUAAGUUCUGUUGUGUUCAAUCCAAGGCUGCUGAGCCAUAUUUGACAGCAUGUGGUCUUGAGAAAAAGGAUGUUUUCCGUCGCCUUUUAUUUGUUGAAGGCCUGGGUUCAUACAGUCAAGGAUCUACUGCUGCAUUGCGGGUACUGUCAUACUUGCCGCCGCCUUACUCAGCGUUAAGUUUACUACUGGUGGUUCCAACGCCAAUCAGGGACUCUGUAUAUGACCAUAUAGCAAAACAUCGCUAUAAGUGGUUUGGGAGGGCUGAAGCUUGCUUAGUUUUGCGAGAGAAAGAGCUUCUUGAGCGUUUCAUAGAUUGGGACGAAUUGAGUCGCAAAUGAGAUGCAUGGUUGUAACAGCCACAAGAAAAGCAAUUGUACACUUUCCACACUAACUGUUUAGCUUCUCGUUGCUUUUGGCAGCACAAUUUUGUAAAUGAAUAGUGCUGUCAUGAAGUGCAUCGUUCUCUCUACAUCACUUUUUGUUAUCUCAUAUAUCACUUACGUAGCUAGAAUUACACUACUGACAAGUUAGUUAAUGAAAUGUGGUCUUCUGGUCAGAUACUAGGAAUUGAAAUGAUGAAUUGAUGAACCAUGCUGCUAUUGAUCAGGCAAUUCUAUGCAGCUGAUUAUCUUUUGUCUAGUUCAAAUUAUCUUGUUCUGACAAUUAAACGUUCAUUAUAGUUGUUUUCGGUUGUUGC